This is a messenger RNA of Parasteatoda tepidariorum (common house spider), 848 nucleotides long. RefSeq lists its product as uncharacterized. Gene Ontology annotation, biological process: maturation of SSU-rRNA from tricistronic rRNA transcript (SSU-rRNA, 5.8S rRNA, LSU-rRNA). Gene Ontology annotation, cellular component: 90S preribosome; nucleolus; preribosome, small subunit precursor. The record is from RefSeq and is a predicted model, not a curated record. NCBI's taxonomy places the organism in Eukaryota, Metazoa, Arthropoda, Arachnida, Araneae, Theridiidae.
AUGGUGGUUAAUAAUUUAAUUUUUAUUUAUGAUUGAUUAGAAAUUUUUGUUUCUGCCAAUCUCUGUCAACUUUAACUGCAAUUGUGAAUCUCUGCAACUUGUAAACAAAAACAGUGAAGUAUUGGGCAUGGAAUUGUAAACUUUUGUUCUUAUUGUCUAAAAUAAAUUUUUUGUUGAAAACAUUUUAUGUGAAAAAACAUGGGGAAAAUAACUGACAAGAAGCACAGACUUCAUACUGCUGCUCCUAAGACUUUGACUGACAAUGAAGUACUGCAUGUAACACGGAAUCAGUGGUCUCAACAAAGUGGAAUACCAAGUGUCAGCACUAAUAUAUUUAAGAACAUACAUAUUCCACCCAGUGCACUUAAACAGCAACUUCAAUCCUUUGCCACUCAAGAUGCUGUAGAAGCCAAGCACGCUCAUAGAAAUGCGACUCUAGCGCUUGUUGCCUCUAAGCUAAGUGCACAAAAGAAGAAAGGAGCCAAGAGAGAACCUGUUCAUAAAGUUAUUAAAAAUGUGCUAGCAGAACAAGUAAAAAAGAAAAAAGCUCAAAAGAAGAAGUCCAAAACUAUACUUCAGGAUUAUAGCUCUUUAAAAGACGCUUUACCAGAUUUAGUCGAACUUAGAAAAGAAUGUGAAGCAAAAGAAAAACCUAAAAUACCUAAAGCAUUAAAGGCUCAAGCAUUAAAAAUGUCUGAAGACAUCAAAACAUUCAGGAGCCUUAUGGAAGACCCAACUUUUGUAGCUGAUCCCUUUGCAGCAAUAUCAGCACAUAUAAAAACACACUUGUCGUCUUAAAUGCCCACUUCUGUGUAUAUUGUAAAUAAAUUAUUAUUAAUUUUUAUAAA